AUGGCGUCGCACAAGCUGCGGUUCCGCGCGAGCGUGAAUCUCGAGCAGUGGCACGCUGCGCAGGAGACCAACCACGGCGGGCCGAGGAAGAUCGCGGUGGUGGGCGACUGCCCCGAGCUCGGUGAAUGGCACCUGCAUGCCAGCGUGGAUCUCGAGCCCGUCCAUGGCGACCUCUCGCAGUGGGAGUCCGAAGACCUCGAGAUAGCGGCCGACAGGUUCCCGCUGCGAUUCCGGUUCGUGAUGAACGGGCACCGCUCGUCCCCGACGACGCGCCCCCUGCUCUUCGACACCCAAGCCAGGACGGUGGAGCGGCCUCCCGAGGACGGCGUCGUGCGGACGACGCUGGACCCGACGAGCGCGAACUCGUCGACGGGGUGGGUGACGCGCGAGGGCGCGGGCGCGGUGCAGCUGCGCGUGGGGCAGCACAACGGGUCGUCGGCGCCGCUCGUGGAGCUCCGGCCGGACCUGCGCGGCAUCGCGUACCGCGUGGACCUCUUCGAGGCGUACCCGAAGGACCCGAACGUGCCCGAGGGGAAGGCGUUUCACCGCGUGACGAGCAACGACGUUGGGCUGCACGUGCCCGAGGACGGCGACAGCGACACGGAGACGCUGACGUUCGUGAUGAACGCGCAGGAGGUCGACGGGCUGGUCUUCCGCGUCGACGUCCGCGCCGUCGACGACGGCCGCCUCCUCGCCCGCGGCGUGGUGACGCGGGAGACGAUUUCGAAGCUGGAGGGCCGCGUGGCGCUCGCGCUGGUCGACCCCACGAUGCGCCCCGCGGGCACGUUCCGCGCGUCCUUCCUCGUGGUCAAGCAGUUCACCCACCCGAACAACCACCUCGGGGACAUCAUGCGGCACCGCUGGGCGCCCGGCGGGGGCUCGCUCGACAUCGGGCACCGCGGCGCGGGGGAGUCCCAGACCCACCUGGGCAAGCUGGUGCGCGAGAACACGAUGCUGUCGUUCCUGACGAGCGCGAACAGCCGGACGAUGGAGUACGUGGAGUUCGACGUCCACAUGACGGCGGACGGCGAGAUCGUGAUUUACCACGACUUCGAGAUCAAGGUUUUGGUGGGGCGUAAGACGGUGCUGAAACAGGGGCUCCCGAGCCUCACGCUCGAGCAGCUGCAGAGCCGGGACGUGCAGAGCCACCUCAACCCGCACCACCACGCCACGCACCGCGACCACCUGCGCCACAAGCGCAUGUUCGAGAAGGACCACGACCGCCGCACCAACACCAUGAAGCGCUGCGCCUCCUCGGGCGAAACCGUCUUCCGGGAUCCCCGCGAGGCGUGGGACCCCAACCAGCCCCACAAGGACGAGGACGACGACGACGCAGGGUCCAGCCAGGGCAAGAAGACCCACCGGAAGGCCGCCAGCGCGGCGCUGCGCGCCCCGCCGCUCGACGGCAGCGGCAUGGGCCAGCCCGUCGCGCCGCCCGCCGCCGCCGGCGCGGAGCCCGGCGGCUCCGGCGCGCCGCCCCCGACCGCGCCCGUGCGGCCCCGCUGGCGCAUCCACGACCGCAUGGCCACGCUGCGCGAGCUCUUCCGGAAAACACCGCGGUGGUUGGGGUUCAACAUCGAGAUCAAGUACCCGACCGACCAACAGAAACAGCGGCAGCCGUUCCGGAUGUACCCGCGGAACGAGUUCAUCGACGCCAUCCUGAACGUCGUGUUCGAGGAGGCCAAGGGCCGCAAGAUCAUCUUCUCUUCGUUCGACGCCGACUGCGCGACGCUGGUGUCCCUGAAGCAGCCCCGCUACCCCGUGUUCUUCCUGACGUGCUCGGGCACCGAGGUCUUCGCGGACCCGCGCAUGAACAGCCUCAACGCCGCCGUCGCCUUCGCGCGCGCCUCGGAGCUCCAGGGCUGCGUCGUCAAGUCGGACCCCCUCCGCGAGAACCUCGACCAGUGGAUCGAGACCUUCCACCGCAACGGGCUCUACCUGUUCACGUGGGGCCACCAGAACAACGACUACGACUUCGUCAAGCGGCAGAAGAGCGCCGGCGUCGACGCCGUCAUCUCCGACGAGCUGUUCAAGUUCAAGCGCAUGGGCAACCGCGUGGGCGCCGACAAGGGCGGCGGGCCGUCCGACCCGGCCACCAGCCCCGACGUGCUCGACCAGGCGCCCGGCGGGCCGUGGCAGACCAAGGAGAUCGUGCGGCCGCCGUCGCUCAAGGACCUGGAGGGCGAGCCGCAGACGGUGGCGGGCGCGGCGGCCGAGGCGAGUGCGGCGCUGGUCCGGGGCGUCGCGGGGCCGCCGGGGGGGCUGCCGACGGUGAUCGACGCGGAGGGAUCGUCGCAGGGCGCGGAGUCGACGAGCGACUCGGGGACGUCGCCCGCGCGGUCGCGCGGCGUGAGUGCGGGCGCGGCGGAGUCGGGGGACCUGACGCAGGAGCUGCAGAAGCUGAUGCGGCCGAUCGACGAGGUCGGACAGGCGUAG
Pedinophyceae sp. YPF-701 is the source of this 2436-nucleotide messenger RNA. The record is from the annotation of a GenBank genome assembly. NCBI's taxonomy places the organism in Eukaryota, Viridiplantae, Chlorophyta, Pedinophyceae.